Molecule: messenger RNA, 6306 nt
Organism: Eptesicus fuscus (big brown bat)
Lineage: Eukaryota; Metazoa; Chordata; Mammalia; Chiroptera; Vespertilionidae
Gene: ERCC4
Product: ERCC excision repair 4, endonuclease catalytic subunit
Exons: 11
Coding region: 131-2881 (916 amino acids)
Biological process (GO): nucleotide-excision repair involved in interstrand cross-link repair; double-strand break repair via homologous recombination; resolution of meiotic recombination intermediates
Cellular component (GO): nucleotide-excision repair factor 1 complex
Molecular function (GO): single-stranded DNA endonuclease activity; single-stranded DNA binding; damaged DNA binding
Source: RefSeq, a predicted model, not a curated record
CUGGAGCUCGGCUCUCUUCGGCUGCUUUCGGAAGAUUCUCGUCGCGGCCUCGGUUCCCCUUCGGCCAGCGCUCGUCCUCUCGGGCUCGGCUCUCUUCGUCCGCGUUCGGCCGCGGCCCGGAAGGGCGCCCAUGGAGCGGGGACUGUCGGCUCGACCGACGGCUAUGGCGCCGCUGCUGGAAUAUGAGCGGCAGCUGGUGCUGGAGCUACUGGACGCGGACGGGCUGGUAGUGUGCGCCCGCGGGCUCGGCGCGGACCGGCUCCUCUACCACUUCCUCCGGCUGCACUGCCACCCGGCGUGCCUGGUGCUGGUGCUCAACACGCAGCCGGCCGAGGAGGAGUAUUUUAUCAAUCAGCUGAAGAUAGAAGGAGUGGAACACCUCCCUCGCCGCGUAACUAAUGAAAUCGCAAGCAAUGGUCGCUAUGAGGUUUACACACAAGGAGGUGUGAUAUUUGCAACCAGUCGAAUACUUGUGGUUGAUUUUUUGACUGAUAGAAUACCUUCAGAUUUAAUUACUGGCAUCUUGGUGUAUAGAGCUCACAGAAUAAUCGAGUCCUGUCAAGAAGCAUUCAUCUUGCGCCUCUUUCGCCAGAAAAACAAACGUGGCUUUAUUAAAGCUUUCACAGACAAUGCUGUUGCCUUUGAUACUGGUUUUUGUCAUGUGGAAAGAGUGAUGAGAAAUCUUUUCGUAAGGAAGCUAUAUCUGUGGCCCAGGUUCCAUGUAGCGGUAAACUCGUUUUUAGAGCAGCACAAACCUGAAGUCGUAGAAAUUCAUGUUUCUAUGACACCUGCCAUGCUUGCCAUACAGACUGCUAUACUGGACAUUUUAAAUGCAUGUCUAAAGGAACUAAAAUGUCAUAACCCGUCGCUGGAAGUCGAAGAUUUGUCUUUAGAAAAUGCUAUUGGAAAACCCUUUGACAAGACAAUCCGCCAUUAUCUGGAUCCUUUGUGGCACCAGCUUGGAGCCAAGACCAAAUCCUUGGUUCAGGAUUUGAAAAUAUUACGAACUUUACUUCAAUAUCUCUCUCAGUAUGAUUGCAUCACAUUUCUUAAUCUUCUGGAAUCCCUGAGAGCAACAGAGAAGGCUUUUGGUCAAAAUUCAGGUUGGCUGUUUCUUGACUCCAGCACCUCGAUGUUUGUAAAUGCUCGAGCAAGGGUUUAUCGUGUUCCAGAUGCCAAAAUGAGUAAAAAAGGCAAAAUGUCCGAAAAAAUGGAGAUUAAAGAAGAGCAAGAAACAAAAAAGGAACUGGUCCUAGAAAGCAACCCAAAGUGGGAAGCGCUGACUGAAGUACUGAAAGAAAUUGAGGCAGAAAAUUCCGAGAGUGAAGCCCUUGGUGGUCCAGGUCAAGUACUAAUUUGUGCAAGUGAUGACCGAACGUGUUCCCAGCUAAGAGAGUAUAUCACUAUGGGAGCAGAGGCCUUCUUGCUGAGGCUCUACAGGAAAGCCUUUGAGAAGGAUAGCAAAGCUGAAGAAGUGUGGGUGACUUUCAGAAAGGAGGAUGGUGCAAAGAGAACUGUGAAAUCUAACAAAAGACCCAAAGACCCCCAAAACAAAGAAAGAGCUCCUACCAAAGAAAGGGCUCUCAAAAAGAAAAAACGAAAGUUAACGUUAACGCAGAUGAUGGAGAAACCUGAAGAACUUGAAGAGGAAGGGGAUAGCAAAGAAGGAUACCCUAGAGACUUAUGCAGCAGCCCAGAGAGCUGCUUAGAAGAAAUCAAGCACGAGGAGUUUGAUUUAAACUUGUCAUCGGAUGCCGCUUAUGGAAUUCUGAAAGACCCCCUCACCAUCAUCCACCCACUUCUGGGUUGUAGCGACCCCUACGCUCUGACGAGGGUACUCCACGAAGUAGAGCCAAGAUACGUGGUUCUGUAUGACGCAGAGCUAACAUUCGUGCGUCAGCUCGAAAUUUACAGGGCAAGCAGGCCGGGGAAACCUCUCAGGGUUUACUUUCUCAUAUACGGAGGUUCGACCGAGGAACAACGCUAUCUCACUGCUCUGCGGAAAGAAAAGGAAGCUUUUGAAAAACUCAUCAGGGAAAAGGCUAGCAUGGUUGUCCCAGAAGAAAGGGAAGGCAGAAGUGAAACAAACCUAGACCUGGUCAGAGGCUCCGUGUCUGUAGGGGAUCCCGCCGACACUCGGAAAGCAGGUGGCCAAGAACAGAAAAGUAUACAGCAAACUAUAGUGGUGGAUAUGCGUGAGUUUCGAAGUGAACUCCCAUCUCUGAUCCAUCGUCGGGGCAUUGACAUUGAGCCGGUGACCUUAGAGGUUGGAGAUUACAUUCUGACUCCAGAAAUGUGCGUGGAACGCAAGAGCAUCAGUGAUUUGAUCGGCUCCUUAAACAACGGCCGCCUCUACAGCCAGUGCGUCUCCAUGUCCCGCUACUACAAGCGACCGGUGCUGCUGAUCGAGUUUGACCCCAGUAAGCCUUUCUCUCUCAUCGCCCGAGGUGCCUUCCAUCAGGAGAUCUCCAGCAACGACAUCAGUUCCAAACUCACUCUCCUCACCCUGCACUUCCCCAAACUCCGGAUUCUCUGGUGCCCGUCCCCUCAUGCCACCGCCGAGUUGUUUGAGGAGCUAAAACAAAAUAAGCCACAGCCUGAUGCAGCGACAGCCAUGGCUGUCACAGCAGAUUCUGGAACCCUCCCCGAGUCAGAGAAGUAUAAUCCUGGGCCCCAGGACUUCUUGUUAAAGAUGCCGGGGGUGAAUGCCAAAAACUGUCGCUCCUUGAUGAGCCACGUGAAGAACAUUGCGGAAUUAGCAAGCCUGUCACAAGACAAGCUCACAAGUAUUCUGGGGAACGCUGCAAAUGCUAAGCAGCUUUAUGACUUCAUUCACACCUCUUAUGCAGAGAUUCUAUCUAAAGGGAAAGUGAAGAAAUGAACAGUGGCGACUGUGCUUUUCAACUGCUCUUUGCCAGCUGUAAUUGGUCAUUAUUAAUUAUUAGCUCAGUGUUUCAUUCUCUCCCCAUGUUUUUAAUGUUUGUGCUGUGUUUCCUAGUUCAGUGGCUCAGAAGCCAAGAUUUCUCCCCGAACUUUGCAUCUAAGCACCUUUUUAACUUUCUCGUGCCAGCUCUCCCUCCCUCCCUGCGCUGUCUGUGCCUGGGUGCGUGUGUUCAGUUUUUAAAUAGGUGUAUCAGGAUCAGGUAAAGGUUCUGUAAGUGCUUGUAGAAGGCCACUUUUGGGACAAGCUGAAAUGUAUGCGUCCUGCACAGACUGACAAAGCACACAAUCGUGUUUUCACCCUCUGUCCGUAGAGGGCCCCCGGGAACUCUGAGAAGGAAACAUUUCUUUGCCAUUCCUGACCAGUUUCCCCCCACAUCCUCCUCAGACAUCCUUCUGCCACCUGUCUGCCUCUAAGAAAACUCAUGGGGCGUCCUCCUGCUCAUUUACGACAACCACCUCUAAAACUGGCCGAUUACUUUUCUAGUCACCUGAAUAGAUAUAGAUGAACCACUCAGUUGUUCCAAACCAGUAUUUUUAAAACAUAAAAUGAAUUACCUAUUUACAGAAUUUUAUGGUGUUGGUGAGGAACGCUUAGAAUUCUGUUUUUACUGAUAGUUAACGUCCUAAAGAGUUUUGUUUUCCUUCCUUAAGUUGAGUUAAAAGGACUGUAAGUAACUGGAAAAUCAAUUUAUAGAUUAUAUAAAAUUCUAAAUAAAUAUAUAUAUAUAUGUAUUUAAAAAAUUAUGAAGAGCCCUGGCCAAUGUGGCUUAUUAGUUGUUUGAGCAUCAUCCCAUGCACUGAAAGGUUGCCCAUUUGAUCCCCAGUCAAGGUGUGUGUGGGAGGCAACCGACUGAUGUUUUUCUCCUCUUCUUUCUCUCUCUCCCUCUUCCUCUCUCUCUCAAGAGAAAAAUCAAUAAAAAAUAUUUUUAAAAAAUUCAUAAAGAAAACAAUAUCAUUGUAAACCUGAUUGAUUUCAUUUGACUUUUAAGGUGUACAUAAGGGGCAUUCAUAACAUCUUUGUGCAGUUUUUAAACUUUUAUAUUUAAACAUUAUUAACUUAAGUAUUAUUCACAUAUUUAAUAAUGAGUAGUAAAUUUUCUACCUCAAGGGCUGAUAUAGACAUCAGUUCCACUAGCUAUGUCCCAUAGGGUAAUGUUUCUUUAGGUCAGCCAUGUUUUUGUUUGUCACACUAAGUCUCAACUCAGAGGAUGCAGUGGACCAUGUAACACAAAGUGGGCUUCAACUUUAACAAAAGUACUGCUUUUAACUGUCCUCGAAACGGAACCAUACUGAUUCCUUGGUUUCUUGGUAUGUUAACGAAUGUUAAUACAGUUAAAGUAUAUGUGGAUUUUGCAAGGAUACUGCAAAAAUUAAUUGCAGGGCAUUAAAGAGUCCUAUUGGUUAUUGUAGAACUCUGUUCAGAGAUUUGGAGAGUAGAGAAGAGGACAAGAAACAAAAAUUAGUUUAAGAUAGAUUAAAGAUUUGGGCUAUUUAUUUUGUUUAAAAUAGGGUUAAAAAUAUACCCUUGAGAAUAGAAAACAAAAAUGUCAGAUACACAUAUAUUUUACAUUAAAAUCAUAGUUAAAAGGAACGUUAAAAUAGCCGUACCACCUCAAAUAAUCAUGGUUAAUAUCAUUUUUAUUCACCCUAUUCCAUCACUUUAGCUUGAGGUACGUAAUUUCUAUUAUUUCAUUAUUUCUUCUUAUACAUUCCACCUGCCUUUUAUUGUUCUUUCAUUACAUAAAAGGAAAAACCUGACAUAGCACAUUCUUUGAUAGGGGUUUUAUUACAAGUUAAAUUUUCAAAAAUAAGCUCUUAAAGCUACCAUUUUAAACAAUCCUAGUUAUUAGUACAACUGAGGUAACAGUGUUCAUUGUGUUUGGAAAGCCAGUGGCCCCUGACUUCCAAGUUCUGUUACUUGCCAUUGUACCUAGUGGACAUGUGAAAACAGGUGCAUCGUCUCGUGUGUAUUUGACUUACGAGCGAUAGUUUCUAAUGACUCUCCAUGGUCAUCAUAGAUGAAAGGCUCUCCCUGCCGCAUCCUCUCCCAACUUAAAUGUACGUAUUUUAAAUGUGUCUCCAGUUGUGGGAAGCCUUGAAUACACCAUCAUGUGUUUACUUCUAUCAAGUAUUUUAAAAAAUUUUUACAAUCUGUGGCAAAGGAACUAGAAAUGCACAGUUGAAAAAUUACUAUAGCACUUUAUAUUCUAGCAUCAUUUGGUUAGCUCUGCCUUUUACUUUGAAAGUUAGAAAUAUCCAGUAUACAUAUGAACUCAUGCUUAGCUUUUUAAAAGCUUGAGAUCAGCAUUAUUUGACUUCACGUUUUUUACAUAAAAACUUGAGCAUGUGAAAAAGUGUGAUAAGUUGAUUUGUUUACAUCAUUGUGCCUCUGUGUUUCCUUAAAAUUAUACAAGAAGAAAUCAUUUUUAAUAGUGGCCAUAAAUAAUGUCCUUUGACACUAAGUUGCUGUUUCUUCUAUCUGUUUCUUCAAUCUGAGGCUCAAUAUGUCUACAUAUGUUUUAGUACAGCCAGGAUACAGUUUCCCAGCGCAUGGAGAACUAAAUAUAACUUUAGUCCCAUUCAUCAACCCAUUGGGAACACAGAGGGUUAAAUCUAGAUUUGGUUGUGUUGAGAGCAUAAAAUUAAUAAAUGGCCUUGAACAGGAAAGCCCGCACUGAAGCAAAUCUGAAGAAGAGUGGGUGGGGGCAAAGUGGCAGACAUUAGUCUUUGCUUUUGUUUUUCAAGCAUAAUUUGAUUUUCCUUUGGCUCAGAAAACUCUUUAGGGAAAUUCCCUUCUCUUUGGUGUUUAGUUUAACCUAGAAAUGUCCUCUUAAAAACCAACAUUGUAGGAAAAUUCUUUUCUCUGGCUCAAGUAUAUAACAAUUUAUCCAGGAUUCUGCAUGAGUUGUCAUUUUUCUUAAUUAUUUCGCUGUGUAUUUUGAAUUAUAGCUCUUUCCUGUUUGAUUCUCAACUUCAGUACUUAAUUUACCAUCUUUAUCCACAGGUUUCUCGUGGCUUACAGGACUGUUUUUUGACUUAAGGGUAUGGAAGCCAAAAUUGGGGUGGGAUGGAGACACAAUUGGUUUAUAUCAAUUUGUAACAGAGUUUGUGUGUUUUUAAUAAAAUGUGUAUUUAUUCAGUAUUUUCCUCAGCACCCUGUGGGUAAAGUAAAAAUAAAAUACAUACUGAAAGGGCAUAAAUUCCCAGUGCAUUAUAUUUACCAUUGUGUUAGUAAAUAUAAUUUUUGAUUCAGAGAGUAUUUAGUUUGGUUUCUUUUUUGUUCAGUAGAAUAAAUGAUUAAAGCUGAACUGCUCUUUGAACCACUGCUAUUGCGUGUGAUGUGCUUGGUCAAUCCACUCUCUA